AUGCUAAGGAGCAUUGCUGUCUACUAUAGUGGGGGUGUUAUAGGGAAACGAAAGUAUCGGGCCACAUACAGGGAUAGUAGUUAUAAAAGAAAUAGUGCUAAGGCUGUGCGCAUUGUUGUUAAUUACUGUCCUGUCCCAAGGCUUGUCCCAUACAAUAGGCUGAUGCCUUUUAUUAAGUCUAUUGACAUUGGUCAACUUUAUAGUGUCAGGGAGACACUGUGUCAAGGACUUGCAGAAGAGGACAAAGUGGAUGGUAUGUAUCGGGACAUAAAACAGUUGUUGCUUUACCUUGCUAAAUUUUAUCUUUGUCAGAGCAGGUAUAAACUGGAAUGGUUUGGAGGCGAAGUCAACACAUUCCAAGUUUCUCUUGGUGGUGAUGGAGCUCCAUUUGGGAAAGAUGACACUGCAUGUGCCUGGCUUGUCAGUUUCCUAAAUAUAGGCAGAGGAGUCCUCAGCAGUAAUGAGAAUUAUCUAUUGUUUGGGGCCAAUUGCAAGGAGGAUUGCAUUCCAGUUGCACGUUUUCUAAAAAAGGUUGUAAGUGAUAUCAGUGAUUUAGAGAAGAGCACUUUUUCUUUAGACUGUAAUGGCACCUCCUGUAAUAUCCAGUCCAGUAUCCCAAGAUUUGCAACAUAGUUCAGUUCGCACAUGCGCAUUAGCAACACUUUGCAUUACCACGUUGUCAGCUCGAGUCGGAGAAGUUUGUUCUAUUAAAGCAUUGUUUAUACUGAGAAGACUAGCGGUUGUUACACCUCCAUUGAUGUUAAAUUUAAGAUUUCAGAACUUCCAAAUGACAUGAAAAUGUUGGCAUUCCUUGCUGGCGAAUUAUCUAAUGCUGCAAUGUACUUUUCAACUUUUGCAGAUGUUAGCAGUGACACUAUGAACAAACUUGAUGGCACAUUUGGAUUUACUGGAAAGGAAGUGUGGAAGCCGUGGAGAUAUGAGACCAGAAUAAAUGUUGCUAAGCAGGUUGGCACCUUAAAAAAGUCCCUGGCAAAGAAGCAAAUGGCUGCAUCCACUCGUCGAUCUAAAAUAACGUCUUUCAUUGCCCAAAAGCACAGCCGCCAGGAAUUUGAGCCAGUUGUUGGUAAAUUGAUUGACCUGGUGCAUGUGGAUCCCCUGCACUUAAAGAAUUAUGCUUGUGCACGAGCUCAUCAGCAACUGUUAAAUGAAGUCAUUGCUAAUGUCAAAACUAACUGA
This is a messenger RNA of Pocillopora meandrina, 1197 nucleotides long. The record is from the annotation of a GenBank genome assembly. NCBI's taxonomy places the organism in Eukaryota, Metazoa, Cnidaria, Anthozoa, Scleractinia, Pocilloporidae.